CAACCAUCCACCUCAUACACAAACACAUUGCUAGACUACAGGCUAAGUGAAAGGCAUUUGGAGAAGAAUGGUAAAGAAUAGCAUGCUAGGCUUGGUGCUGGCUUUGGCCUUCGCCAUCGCCGGAUCCCUACUGUCUGGUGCCCGUGCAGAGGGUGGAUGCCAACAAGAUUAUAAUGCAUUGGUUCAGCAGUGCAGCGCAUACGUUCGGAAGACCGGGCCUUUUGUCCCACCCUCAACACAGUGCUGCUCUGUUAUCCAGCAUGCAGACAUUCCAUGUGUCUGCAAGUACAUCACACCGGAAGUGGAGAAGCUUAUCAGCAUGAAGAAGGUGGUCUACAUCAUGGAACAAUGCGGUCGGCCUCUGAAGCAUGGAAGCAAAUGUGGAAGUUACAUAGUUCCAUGGGAUGGCGUGACCUUUAAGCAAAGUUCCAUGGCAUGAUCUUUAAGCAAAAUGGGGAGGAUACUGCUUUGUUAUACAAUAAAUUUCAUUUGUAUCGAAAACAUUAUAUGGAUCAAAUGUAUCGGCAGAUGUUUUCUACCCUUGUAUUAAAACUUAAGUUUAUCUAAUGCUACAUAGUUUAU
Molecule: messenger RNA, 582 nt
Organism: Elaeis guineensis (African oil palm)
Lineage: Eukaryota; Viridiplantae; Streptophyta; Magnoliopsida; Arecales; Arecaceae
Source: RefSeq, a predicted model, not a curated record